Messenger RNA from Blastocystis hominis, 3027 nucleotides. RefSeq lists its product as hypothetical. Bases 1117 to 2979 code for a protein of 620 amino acids. Lineage: Eukaryota; Bigyra; Opalinata; Blastocystidae. Gene Ontology annotation, molecular function: ATP binding; RNA binding; RNA helicase activity. Gene Ontology annotation, cellular component: catalytic step 2 spliceosome. The transcript is spliced from 9 exons. The record is from RefSeq and is a predicted model, not a curated record. Gene Ontology annotation, biological process: mRNA splicing, via spliceosome.
GGCUUGCGGUUGAGAGAAAAGUUCCUGGAAAUACUCAUUGCUUUAAUCUUUGUGUCUUAGUGAGAUAGGAGAAUUGAUGAAAUCAUUCUUUGUCAUUUCGUUCGUACACUAGGCAGGCAAUCGAAUCGAGACGCCACCUCAGAAACAACCAUGAUAAUUGCCAACCAAAAACCAAUUAACGAACCUAUGGAAACAAGCGAGAGACCGAAGGAUACGACUCGAUACAUAAAAAUAGGUAAUUUCGUUAUUACCUCCAUUGUUUGAUAAACUACGCGAUUUGGAGGGGAGUUGAGGAGAGAAAACUGUAUAAAAAUUAUAACCUUUUGAAAUAGACGCUUGAAUGCUUUUGGGUAGAUAAUGCUUUGCAGUCUUUCGAUUCAAUAGAAACUUGCUUAGGAGCGACAGACAAAUACAAUGAAUGAGAUCGGUAAAGCGCACUUUGACCCAUCUUUCAAAAUUAUUACCUCCCGACUUGAAAUUAAAUUUAUAUUGCCAACAGGAGUAUAGGAUAUCCUCAAUUUCAAAGCUCACAACAUAAUCAUAAUUAGUUCGUCAACCUAGCAAUGAGUCGUUCCUCUGGAUUGUCGAGUGAUGCAUACCGUCGAGAAAUGGAGCAAAACAUGACGGAGGAAGAGCGCAUCGUUUUCGCGAUCUACUCGCUUUAUCCUUGUAGCUUGCUGCUCGAAUGGCCAAGAUUGCGGAGAUGGCAGAGAAAAAGAACAGUCAGCCGAAAGUGAACAGCGUCCUGAAGGAAGUAACUUCCAUGGUGCAGAAGAAAACGCCAACAUUAGAUACAUCUAUUUCCAAAACUGUAGCCACUUUCGUUGCGAUGAACGCUGUAGACACCCGAAGUCCGAAAAGUCACAUUCCUAACCAAAGCACAGCGUGAAAAGCUUCGAAAGGAAGAGGAAGAGAACCGAAAGAAAGAAUUGGAAGUAUUUGUCGUGUUUCUGCUUUUCUAUCUUCCAGAUCAAGCAGCGUCAGCACACCCGUCGUCACCACGAAUUCAGUCGCGAAGAAGCUCUCGAAGCCGAGCAGCGCCGCAAAGAGGAGCGUGAAGCUUUAGAGCGCCGUCGUCAGCAAGAAGCGGAAGCUCCCAAAGAAGAGUCGAUCCCCAUGCACGUCCUUUUAUCUAGAGAAGACGACUAUCACAAAGCCAUCGAGAAAGGCAUCAAAGAGCAGUUCAUCGGGAACGAGAAACGCCAUCGCCGUCCGCGCUUCAAACGCAGCGGCGACCUGCAAAUGGAGUGGAGCAACGAAGACGACACGAGCGAGAAGGACAAUCCGCUCUACGCGAAGCGAGCCAAAGUGCAUUUGGCCUUCGGGAAGGGAUAUGUCGCAGGGAUGGAUAUGCGUCAGCAGCGGAAAGACAACGAAUAUAUGGAGUCGCUGCUAUCGAUUCGCCGCCAGGCCGAGCGGGAACGCACGAUUCCCGCCUCGCAGAACGCCGAGGAACUCAACCGGCAGCUCGUCGAAACCAUCCACAAGCGCCAAAUGGAGAAGGAUGAAACGGCUUCGGUGCGCAGCGGAGCAGGCCACGGAAGUCACUGGAGCGAGAAGGAGCUGAAGGACAUGACGCAGCGCGACUGGCGGAUCAUGAAAGAAGACUUCGAGAUCCGCGUGCAGGGCGCGAAGCAGAUCAACCCGCUUCGUUUCUGGUCGGAAGCCGCGGUUCAUCCUGCGAUUCUGCGAGCGAUCGAGACGUUGGGAUUCAAAGAACCGACGCCGAUCCAGCGGCAGGCGAUUCCGAUCGAGCUGAAGGGCAUGGAUAUGAUCGGCAUCGCGAAGACGGGCAGCGGCAAGACGUGCGCGUUCGUGGUCCCGAUGCUGCAGUACGUGAUCCAAGCGCCCAUCGAAACGCGUCUGCAGAGCAAGGAGCAGGGUCCGCUGGCGGUGGUGAUGGCGCCAACGCGCGAGCUGGCGAAGCAGAUCCGCGACGACGCGGAGAAACUGGCGCAGUUCUGCGUGGACGAGCGAUUGGCGCAGUCGCGAAGCCCGCGGAUUCGAAUCGCGUGCAUGGUGGGAGGCGAGUCGAUCGUGGAGCAGUCGUCGUUCCUGUCGAACGGUUGUGAUAUUCUGAUUGGAACGCCCGGACGUCUGCUGGACUGUCUGGAGCGUCAUUUCGUUGUGUUGAAUCAAACAAACUAUAUCGUGCUCGACGAAGCCGAUCGAAUGAUCGACGAGGGCUUCGAGGAAAGCGUGAACGCCGUGAUGGACGCCAUGGGCAGCACGCUGAAGUCGGAGGAAGAAGAGGACAUUGAGAAGGCAGCCGAAGGCGUGGCGAGCCUCACGAAUAUGUACAGAACCACGAUUAUGUUCUCUGCCACCAUGCCGCCGAAAGUGGAGGCGAUUGCAAAGCGAUACAUGCGAUGCCCGGUCCAAGUCACGAUCGGAACGCCCAGCGGAACCACCAAAGUCGAUAUCAAACAGAUCAUUAACAUGGUGCGAGAGAGCGACAAGCCUUCCAUGCUCUUGAAGAUCAUUCGGAACAACGAAACGCCUGCGAUCGUGUUCUGCAAUCGCAAAGAGACUGUGGACACGGUCACGCGCAGUCUUCACGAUAGUGGCCAUCGCACCGUCGCUCUGCGCGGCGGAAUCCAGCAGAGUCGUCGUGAAGAGGCCCUGGAAGACUUCAGAAGAGGCGUUUACGAUAUCAUGGUCGCGACCAACGUGGCGGCACGCGGUUUGGACAUCAAGGGCGUGAAAUUGGUCGUGAACUACGAUAUGCCCGAUUCGUUGGAGCUGUACAUCCACCGAAUUGGACGAACGGGCCGUGCGGGAGCGACGGGCCUCGCGGUUUCGCUGGUGACGGAGAAGGACAGCGCGCUGUUCCCCGAUUUGGUGGAGUAUCUCAAGAAGGAGAAGCAGCAGAUCCCGAUCGAUCUGGAAAGACACAAGGUGGUGAGGGAGGCGAGCCAGCUGUCGAAGAUGGCGGAUACUCAGGACGAAGGAGGGACGAUGGAGUUUAAGAUGAUUUGAUGAAGGUUUGUUGGAAGAGAGAUUUCGUAUUUUUGAUACAGUGAUAUG